AGUGGGCGUUUCCUUACAGGCCACCGUAUGAUGUCGUGGCGUUAGCAGGCUAUAACAAGUUGUUCGUGUUGUUCUGAUCUGAUUAAGCUAAACGAAGUAUUUGGUCGGAAAUAGUUUAAACGUAAGAUAUCGUUUGUGAUCAAGGAGUCAACAUGAGGCGCGCUGGUUUAGGCGAAGGGCAACCCGGCAACUAUGUCGCAAGUGGUUACAGUGUAUAUGAAGAAGAAAAUGAACAUUUACAAGAGGGUCUUCGAGCGAAAGUCACAGCCUUAAAGAGUCUGACCAUCGACAUCGGAACCGAAGUGAAGUACCAGAACAAAAUGCUGGAUGAUAUGGAUACAGACUUUGAUUCGACGGGUGGCUUGCUUGGCGCCACCAUUGGAAGAGUGAAGCAGCUCUCCAGAGGCAGCCAGGCAAAACUACUUUGCUAUAUGUUGCUUUUUUGCUGUUUUGUUUUCUUUGUCCUAUACUGGUUUAUUAAGCUGAGAUGAUAACUUAUGUAUGUACCUCCCUUCCCGUUCCAUUUGACUCCACAUUCAUUUCCAUGACAACCCACCUUUGUCUCAGGCCAAAGAUGUGAAUGGUUAUUCAGAAAGAUUGAUUUUUUUUCCAAUUACUCAAGCGAAGGACCAGGGUCGCCUUGAAUUUAUCGGACAUGUUCACCUCAUAAAUGAAGAACAUAGAUAAAUAAUAAUUACUGAAAAUAGCAAAUAUUCUGUAGAACCAAGUUGGCUGUCUAUUAAUUAAAUUAGCAUAUAGAUUAAUUAAUUGGUGCCAAUAUGUGGAAACAAUGAGAAGAUAGAUACGUCACAUUGUAAUAUCCAGGAGAAACGGAUAUGUAGGCAUGGUUAACCCUAAAGAUAGUUUUUUUAAAUUCUUUAUAACCCGGAAGUGUUUGGAUUCCAUUAUCGACGAGUUAAUUUUAAGAAAGAGGAAAUAGGAUUUUGGAACAUGUACAAACUAUUACUUUCUAUUGAUGUAUCGGUAAUUCUUUUGUCAUUUCAACAUUGUAUUUAAUUGUAAAUAAACAAUCAGUUCUCAUGGUAAUCUGUUGGUUGGUUUUGCUACGAAAGAUGACGCCAAAGAAUUAUUGCCAAAAGUUUAUUUUGAACAACUUUAGUCUGUUAAACAUUCAAACACUCAUGAGCCUUCAUACAGCAUUUGUCUUGGAUCAAAAUAACCAUUGAAAUGCAGUUAUUACAAACUAUUUAUAACAUAUUUGUAACCACAAGGUUAGAUCAUUUACCUUGGUGGACUGAACCAGUACAGGCCAAAAUUAUUUUUAUGCUUACAUUAUAUUCUGCUUUUACCUUUUCUGAUGAUCUAUCCUUUCAUUUAUGGCAGACUAGCUGGGAAGGUUUGCAUAAAUCCUAAUUGUACAACAUCAUCUUCACAUAAAGAUCGCCAGAUGUCUGACGUUCCACUCAUCAGAUUUAUUGAUGGAACAGAACCAUACAUAGAAGCACUGUCGUGGACCGGUUGCAGCUAUUCUACACAGAGAUACACUUCGUUUCAUUGCAAAUUUCUUCCAGAAUACCUCACUAAUGCAAGACAAUCAAACAUGACAAUCACAAACUGUGCUACUUCAUUGAAAAUAAACCUGGUUACACAAAUAUUUGUAAAUUGCACUUCAGUGAUUUUGUAGAAAUCCGGGUCUCGGGUAAAGAGGUAUUUGUGAUGGUGUGUCACGUCAAUGAUGAGGUCACUUAGGCAGGGUGUCCAUGUACUUGCAUAUGAUUCCCAACAUUACCUCAUCUGCCCCGCCACCAAUGGAUAUUAACCUGGAGUCUCUGUGGGAUAAAUACAACAUAUUUUUAACCGUUGGACAACAGCCGAAUUGGGUGAUUACCAAAUACACCCAUUUUUGUAUUCUUAGGAGUGUAAAACCAAAAAAAUAACGAAAGCAUUUAUUAUAUUUAGAAAACUGUCAACACUUCCAUUAGCCUUUCCAUGUCUAUUAAUAUAUAUUAUAUUUAGGCUCCAUCGGCAUCCAGAACAUGUUUUUCUUUCUCCUUUAGGCCUAAUGGUACAAAUGGUCAUUUAAAUUUGGGGUUUGGUGUGGUUUCAGUGUUAGGAUCUAGGCACCCUGCUAUUGGUGGAAAAUUGGACACCAAUUUGUGACCAAUCACAAUGCCUCUGGCAGGUAUUGGUUCUGCCCGCUGUAGUUUCACUUUGUGGGUUCUACCACUAACCCUGAUGAAACUGGAGGUUCAACUUCUGGUUUUGCUAGCCAAACAGCCCCAGACUAUAUUAAUACCCAAUCAAUAGAU
Messenger RNA from Gadus chalcogrammus (walleye pollock), 2270 nucleotides. RefSeq names its product Bet1 golgi vesicular membrane trafficking protein (gene bet1). Gene Ontology annotation, biological process: vesicle fusion with Golgi apparatus; endoplasmic reticulum to Golgi vesicle-mediated transport. Gene Ontology annotation, cellular component: SNARE complex; Golgi trans cisterna. Gene Ontology annotation, molecular function: SNAP receptor activity. The record is from RefSeq and is a predicted model, not a curated record. Lineage: Eukaryota; Metazoa; Chordata; Actinopteri; Gadiformes; Gadidae. Bases 153 to 491 code for a protein of 112 amino acids. The transcript has 4 exons.